Molecule: messenger RNA, 3252 nt
Organism: Andrographis paniculata
Lineage: Eukaryota; Viridiplantae; Streptophyta; Magnoliopsida; Lamiales; Acanthaceae
Product: calmodulin-binding protein 60 A-like
Exons: 8
Coding region: 1007-2608 (533 amino acids)
Biological process (GO): regulation of salicylic acid biosynthetic process
Cellular component (GO): nucleus
Molecular function (GO): sequence-specific DNA binding; calmodulin binding; DNA-binding transcription factor activity
Source: RefSeq, a predicted model, not a curated record
AAAUUUUCUACAUGUCAAACUUAAAACACAAAACAAAUGCAAAGUGAACCAAACAAGUAGUUCAAAAAUCGAAGGGAGAGACGAAGAACACGACGAUGUCCUUGGUCGAUAUAUAUAAUAUAUUUUUAUAUAUGUUUCUCUGUCCGAAGGUUCUCCGUAUCUUCUCUUCUCUUCUGUACUCACCAUCAUGGCAGGAGUAGUAGUUUUGCAUUGUUGGAAUGUUCCAAGCCUCUCCAGACCAGACAUACACUACUCUCUAUCUCUAAUCUCUGUAAUCUGUUUUUCUUGAAAUCUUGACUCAACCAUUCCCCGGAACAAACUCUCCCACUCCCCGGCGAUUCAGAUUCAGAGUCAGAAAUGGGUGACGCCGGCGGUCGUCGUGCUUGUUGUCAUGGUGACGGUGAGGGUGAGAAUCCUUCCAGGAGCUGUGCUCCAUGGAGUCGCCGAGACAUCAUUCUAGAUUUCACGCGCUUCUAGUGGACCGUCUCCACGCGGUUUUGCGGACCCCACUGCCCUUCCCUAACCCCACGGAUUUCUCGCCCUCGCCCUCGCCAUGGCGGCAAUGGCAUGGCAGGCCAGUCUCACCGCGCCUCCUCCGCCGACCAUCCAUGAAAAGCACCCCCUACCGACCAAUCGUCCUAUAAUAUUGAGAUUGAGCAAAGCCAAGUCCAUACUCAUAAGGUAAAAAACGUUUUCAGUUAUUAGCGUCGGAUUUGGAUGAUGCUGAAACACCACCGAAAGGGAUUGCCGGUUUGAAUUUCGCCGUUUCUAUCGUUUUGCACCCUUAGGGUUUGAUGUAUUCAAUCCUGUCAGCCAUUGAUUAUGCUUGGUUUUGUCCGUUAGCAAUUAAUUGAUUAGUUUUUCAAAAAUUAUUCCAUCAGACGAGACGACUGACAUACCGCCGCAUGUUGGUUUUCCUGCUUCCCGAAGAAACCGCCGCUGCUCUGGUCGUUGCCCCUGUGAUUCUCUCUUUCGCGAAUUUUCUUAAAGGAAGAAUAGUCGGAGGAUGUCGCAGAAACGGCAGCAACGCGACGAGGGCCCUUCUUCCGAUGAGAGGCGUCCCAGGAAGACUCCGUCGUUCAAAAGUGUCGUGCUCGAUGUAAUGAACCUGUGCAGGUUGCAAAAUCUCAUGGAGCCAAUUCUGGAGCCUUUCAUUCGUCGAGUUGUGAGAGAAGAAGUUGAUUCUGCAUUACAAAAAUACAUAAUCAGUAUGAAACGAAAUGCUGGGAAGGAUGCACACCCUUCCAAUUCUACGAACUUAAAGCUGCGAUUUUUGAAUGCUAUUUCUCUUCCAGUGUUUACCGGAACUCAUAUUGAAGCAGAAGGUUGCACCAGUAUAGAAGUUGCCUUAGUUGACAUGGUUAGUGAGGAAGUUACUUCCAAUGGUCCCGGAUCCUCUGCGAAGGUGGAGAUUGUGGUUCUUGAAGGAGAUUUUGAUGGCAAUGAGAACAGCGAUUGGACUUCUGAAGAGUUUGGAAAUAACAUAGUAAGGGAACGGGCAGGCAAGAAGCCCCUCCUCACUGGGGAUGCCGUUGUGACUCUUAAAGAUGGGACAGGUUGUUUUGGAGAGGUUCUGUUUACAGAUAAUUCAAGCUGGACAAGAAGCCGUAAAUUUAGGCUGGGGGCUAGAGUUUCAGACGAUAUUAAUGGCAUCAGAGUAAGAGAGGCUAUAUCAGAGCCUUUUGUCGUUAGGGAUCACCGUGGAGAGUUGUAUAAGAAGCACCAUCCUCCAGCCCUUUCUGACGAAGUAUGGCGACUGGAAAAAAUUGGCAAAGACGGAGCUUUUCACAAACGAUUGAGGAAUGAGAGUAUCACGACUGUGAAGGAUUUUCUGCUGCUGCUCUUCUUAGAUCCUGCUAGGCUUAGAAAGAUUCUUGGGAAUGGAAUGUCUGCUAAGAUGUGGGAUGUGACUAUGGAGCAUGCCCAGACUUGCACUCUCGACAAGAAACUGUAUUUAUAUCGCACCUUGGACACAAGCAAUGUGGUUUUCAAUGUUGUGGGACAAGUGAUCGGGAUUUACUCAAACGGCCACCUCAUCCCUACCAAUAAGCUGUCCGAACCAGAAAAGGUUUCAUCGUUUCAGGCUGACGCCCAUCAGAUGGUAAUCUCAGCAUUCGCAGAUCGGGCAAAUAUCAUCCCACUGGAUGACGAGACCUCCGUAAACAUGCUGAUCUCACCGACCAUAUCCUCCAUUGUCCGGUCAUCACCAAACUUGCCUUCUGAUUCCAGCCAAAAUCAUGCUUUCGACUCCAUGAUCAGCUCAUCCACUUCCACACCAGAUUACAUGGAUUCGGUGUAUUCUGUCGGAGGCUUGAACAGCUUUGACGAGUGCUUCAAAGCCAUCAAUCCAAUGGAGAUGAGAUACGAUCACCCUGUGACAUACCCAGGACAAGCAGACAUGAACCUAAUUUGCGACACAAGUGCCAUGGAUCGAGCAUUCUGUUCAAACGAGCAUCUGCAGUACUUCAAUACAGACUGUGCUAUACAAAGUUCUCAAAGCGGAUGGAAUGUUCUCCUUAGUGUUUUGAGAUGGUGGUUCUCGAUUAAAAGAAUCGUGGCUGUGGCGAAGAAGUCUCGGCUUGCAGAAAUGUCGAGAUACUGUCAAUAAAGCCGGAAACAGAUCCCUCUCCUCCUGUCUUGCAUUUUCGAAAAAACAUUGUGCAGCAAGAUUAAAAUGGAAGCCCAAAUUUCGAUUCAAAAUCGCUCUGGCUUCGUUAGAGGUCCUAUCGACAGAUGUCUCUUCUCUUCUUCCACAAAAACUUGGAAGACGUUUCUUGAAUCCUUGAUUUUCCACAGAGGUACGUUUUUUAUUUUAUCUAGAUGGCCUUUGAUUGGUACUACUCAACAAUUUCGUUGGUUGAUGUUUUAUAGAAGUGAGCUGCUGGACAAUUUUUUUGAAUUUCAUUGGUUGAUGUUUUAGCGUUGAGAUAUGCUGGGUAAUUUUUAUGAAUUUCUUCUUGCUCGAUGCUCCUUUAAUGACGUCUGCUCUUCAGUUUUGGUUUUGGAUUUACUUUUGAGGCCAUUUCUUGUGUGGAUUGUUUGAGUUUUUUCAAUUUAGAGUCACCUCAGUGCGUUAAUUUGUAUGUUUGUUUGCGAAGAAAUUCUUGGAGAAGUCUUUUUUUUGGAGAUACUUGUGGAUAAUCUUGACAGGUUGUAAAUGAAGGUGUUUGUGGAAUUGUGUGAUUAUGAUUCUUCCUAUGUUUGUUUGUGUAAUAAACAAUUGUUUGAUUAUUGAUUUUAGGUUUAAUUUCU